Molecule: messenger RNA, 947 nt
Organism: Xenia sp. Carnegie-2017
Lineage: Eukaryota; Metazoa; Cnidaria; Anthozoa; Malacalcyonacea; Xeniidae
Product: ubiquinol-cytochrome-c reductase complex assembly factor 2-like
Exons: 4
Coding region: 212-580 (122 amino acids)
Biological process (GO): mitochondrial respiratory chain complex III assembly
Cellular component (GO): mitochondrial matrix
Source: RefSeq, a predicted model, not a curated record
UUACCUUAUAUACUUGAUGGUGAUGUUACGUAUCAUUUUCUCGUUCAAUAUUUUCGUCUUUAUGUACCAUCAAAUUACCCGAAAAAUAUACUAUUUUCUCCCAAACAAUUCAUGAUACUGGCGAAUUUGACGUGUAUUGCGUUUUUCUAAAAUAACUGCUAAAAGCUAUCGACAAUUGGAUACAGUAGUUUUUAAAAGACAUAAAUUCAAGAUGGCGUCCAGAAAAUCGGCGUCACAAGCAACCCAAAUAUAUCAGAGAUUUCUGCAAAUUUGCGAACAAUGGCCAAUAGACACGAGCAGGCAAGGGCGAGACCUCGGUUCUCACAUAAAAGAGAACUUAAAAACACAAUUUCAAGACCGAAAAAUCGAGGAAAAAGAAGCAUCAAGAAUGCUAGAUAGUUUAAUAAAAAUAAGCUCUAAUUAUUACAAGGAAAAGUAUCCAAGACGUUGCGAGAUAGCGUUUACACAAGAAGCUCAAAAAUCAGGCGCAUAUGACUUCAUUCUUAGCACAGAUUUUCAAAAGCAAGUAAAAGAAAAACGACCUGGAUUUUUUGCCAGAUUGGCUGGAAAGAAGGAAUGAUCAACAAACAUGAAGCUUGUCUCAGUCUCCAUUUUGGCGAAUCUUUGAUAGUUUGUUUCCUUUUUCAAUUUUUCCUUAAUAGCAUUGUAAAAGUAAAUGUAUUACGGCAAUAUAUCUAGCGGGAGACUACAAAAGAAAUAGUUUUCUUAAGUAUCUUAUAAUUUUAAAAGACCUUUGUAAAUGUAACUUGCUGAAACGUUCUGUAAUGUGUUGACGUGAAGAUAUAUUCAGCAGUACCAAUUACGCAUGCGUGAUAGGUUUUCUCAUAUACCUUUCCCAGAUAAUUUUUUUGUUGUGUGGCAUUUCAUAUAACAUCGCUAACUUAUUGAUAAAAAAUUAAACUAAAAUAAAUGGUUUGAACCCGGGA